CACCACCGGGAACGAGCAGCAAAUACGUUGUUUUUCAACACGAUACGAUGUAUUUUGUGUUUCUUUUCAGAAUUAUAUAAUUUCUAAUAGUACUAUUUUUAAUGGUGAUCAUAAUUAAAUAUGCACCCCAGAAAUAUUUACAAAAUACGCCCCAACUUUGCCGAUUUGGCAAAAAAGUAUGACUUUUUUGCACCAUUUCUUACCCUGGAUGCGAGUGGGAAUCCAAAGAUAAAUUUUAAGGAUGGGGCAGCCUUGCGAGCCUUAUCGAGGGCCUUACUAUUACAAGAUUUCGGAGUGGAAGUUGAUAUCCCUGAAAACGUGCUUAUCCCGACGAUUCCACUACGACUUAAUUACAUUCUGUGGCUGGAGGACUUGUUGGAGGGGGCGAAACAAAGUUGCGAAGGAACAACGGCGCCAGGUUCGACGGGGGGAGAAGAGGUCGUGAGAGGAAUUGAUGUUGGAACGGGUGCUACAGCAGUAUAUGCUUUACUCGCUGCUAGAAAAAAUUCUUGGGCGAUGACGGGGACGGAAGUGGACUCGGAAUAUGUCAAAAUCGCCCAGAGGAAUGUCGACAAGAACAAAUUGUCUCAUCUGGUCACAAUUGUCCCAUCCAAACCAAAUUCACCUAUCCUCUCGCCAAUCCUUAAUCAAGUGCCGGAUAACCACUAUUCUUUCACGAUGUGCAACCCACCAUUUUUCGGAUCUGAUGAAGAAACAGAUUCAGUGCGGAAGGGACGGUUUUCUUCAAAAGAUGAACCCCUGCGGCCUUCUCCAUCUGGGGCUAAAAGUGGUCAGGCGGCAGAGUUAAUUGCAGAGGGAGGCGAACUUCAAUUCGUGCAAGGUCUUAUCCGUGAGUCGCUGGCGCACAGGAGAAAAGUAUUAAUCUACACCACUAUGCUCGGCCUCAAACGUCAUCUAAAACAAGUAAUUUCCUACCUCCGCCACCACAACAUUGCUAAUUACACCACGACAGAGUUCGUGCAAGGAAAAACUAUGCGGUGGGGUAUCGCAUGGUCAUUCUCCGUCAACCUCCUCCCUCCUCAACCCGACUUGGUCACCACCUUUCCAAAUUUUUCCACCCUGGUCAACUUCGAGACGCUGAUUCGCUCUUAUCUCGAGGAUUUAAAAUUGCACGCACUCCACUGGCUACCAUCCUCUUCGGAAGACGUCGACGUGGCGCGGCCCGUUUUGGAGAUGGUAGCAAUGCAUAAUACUUGGUCAGGCCAGAGGAGGAAGAGGAGGCUAGAGAGACAGAAAAUGGAGGAGGAUGGCUCGCCACAAAAAAUACAAAAGUCGGAAGAAAAUCCAUUAAAAUCACCAGAUUCAUCAUCGACAACUUCGGCCACGAAUGAGACACAGCAAUCCAUCCUGCUCCACUGUUUUCUAGAUUUCCUGCGGGAGGAGGAUGGUUCGGCAAAGAUAUUAAUGCGCUAUAGAGAUGGUACGGCGGGGAAAGAGGGUCUUCAUCAGAUUCAGCAGUAUAUUAAAAAUCGGUACGGGAAGGAUGCCAAGGAUCCGAGCAGUCCGGUGUUUCAAAUGAACGUGUAAAAGAACAAAGCUCAUGUGACCUCUGAAAAUUAAAAUUAAGCAAAGCGUCAUACGUUAAAAUAUUUAGAAUUAUGUAACUUUCAGUUAUAUUUUUGUACCUUGCAUUACUGUUCCUAUAUAAAGUAAGUUAAGUAACUCAUUAAAUUAGUCAAAUGCAAUUGAAUAAUGUUAUUAGUUGAUUGGUUGAUCUUCAAUGACACCUGACACCUUCGUACUAUGUCAUUAUUAACACUAAUUGAAUAAGAAUUAGUCUGAAGUGUGACCAUAUUUGGAGAUAUGUUGUAGGACACUCUGUAUUCGACCCAUAUUUGUAAACAUCAUAACUUCACAUGACUCACUCUCUGUGGGGAAUCUAGAUAUAAUCUAUCUCUCUCAAAUCUUUGCAAUAAGGACAUGAAAUUUUGCACACUUCUGAAACGCAUACUAUUUUUUUAAUAUUUUAAGUUUGAACUUGAUUUAUUUCAAGGUAUUUUGUUACUAGCUAGAUGAUUACAAUUUAUUUCACGUAGGCGAUUAACUGCAUCAUUAGAGGAUAUGGAUUUUUCUAGAUACUUUUUUUGCGACCGGUUUUAAUUUGCAAGUAAUGCGUUGGCGGUUAUAGUUUGCAGUAUUAAUGUUCGUUUGGCUAUUAGAUUAAUAAAAAAUGUUAUGCACAACAAUAACAUACCGUAAAAUCCUAACAAAAAGUCAUAUCUCGUAGCAUAUGCAGAAUUACAUUUAAUCCUAGAGGGAGUAAUUAGCACAUUUGCGAAUUUGCAAAUACACAAUUGGCAAUGGAUAUAGAUAACUACAAAGGAUGACCUCAUCAUUGCCAUAAGUUCACUACACAAGUUUUCGUCCCACACAGGAACGAGUGGACCAAGGGCGUUGGAUGGACAUUUACGGCGAGAUUCCCAUUUCUUCCUUCCUUUUAUGACCACACUUUAUUUACGUUAAAGGCUUUAAGAACUGAACCACUUUUUAGUAGUUGAUUACCAGUUCAUUUUCGUCUCUCCUCAAGAUAACAACACUUUUUCACAAUUUCCCGAAUUUGCCAAUUAUUUAAAUCCAAAUUUCAAAAUGGUUAUCAACGUCGUUUACAAUAAGCCUCAUUUCGACAAGGCGUUGGAGGAAGCGGCCAGCAAUUUGGUCGUUGUCGAAUUCACGGCUCAUUGGUGCAACGCUUCUGCAUCCAGCCUGAAAAAAGUGGCUGACUUGGCUGCGGCAAAUCCCACCGUCGCAUUUAUCAAGGUCGAUGCUGAGAAAAAUAGUGAGAUUUCUAACCUUUACAAGGUCAACUCACUUCCAACAUUCCUCUUCCUUAAGGACGGUGUUCAGGUCGACCGAAUGGAUUAUUCCCUCCCCUCCGAGUUGGAACAGAAGGUCAAGAAGCACAAGCCUGUUUAAAUAUAUGGAAAAAAUGCCAUCUAAAUAAAAUUCAUCUUUACAAACUCAAACCAUUUCCAAAAUUCUAAAUAUUAACUAAAUU
Molecule: messenger RNA, 3016 nt
Organism: Folsomia candida
Lineage: Eukaryota; Metazoa; Arthropoda; Collembola; Entomobryomorpha; Isotomidae
Product: U6 small nuclear RNA (adenine-(43)-N(6))-methyltransferase
Exons: 8
Coding region: 121-1548 (475 amino acids)
Biological process (GO): rRNA base methylation
Cellular component (GO): nucleus
Molecular function (GO): 23S rRNA (adenine(1618)-N(6))-methyltransferase activity
Source: RefSeq, a predicted model, not a curated record